Messenger RNA from Protobothrops mucrosquamatus (brown spotted pit viper), 3876 nucleotides. It is a transcript of the gene AGAP2, whose product is annotated as ArfGAP with GTPase domain, ankyrin repeat and PH domain 2. The transcript is spliced from 19 exons. The record is from RefSeq and is a predicted model, not a curated record. Lineage: Eukaryota; Metazoa; Chordata; Lepidosauria; Squamata; Viperidae. Gene Ontology annotation, cellular component: nucleus. Gene Ontology annotation, molecular function: GTPase activity; GTP binding; GTPase activator activity. The coding region runs from base 1 to 3876 and encodes 1291 amino acids.
AUGAGCAGAGGAGCAACCCUGCAGCGGAGGACGACCUACCUGAUCUCCCUGACCCUCGUGAAGCUCGAAUCCGUUCAGCAGCUCCAGCAAGGGGAACAGCAGCAGCAGCAGCAGCCUCAGCAGCAGCAGCAGCCACCGCCAGAAGAUGAGAAGGCAAGGGCUGAUGAUGAUGGGGCUCCUCAGCCGGAGGGCAGAGCAAGCAGCCUCCCCUCCAGCCCUAUGGCUUUUCCAUCAGUUGCCGAAUCCUCCGGGUUAAGGAGCCACAAGGAAGCUGAGGAGGUGGCCAAGAUCAAGAGGCAAGAGCGCACCUUCCACCGGCAGGAUGCGCUCUGGAUCAGCACCAGCAGCGCCAGCACUCCUGACUACCUAUUGCAGUUGUCGCCAGGCUGCCCUGAGACGCCUGGCCCAUCCCCAUCCCCAGAUGGCCCUGGGCGAGCUGGAUCUCUCUGGACCCCACCCAGCAGCAGCAGCAGCAGUCAAGACAGUCCUUGGGAUCCAAAUCUGGGAUUAGCAACAGCUGCCCCCAAGGCCAAAGCCACCAUCAGCUUGGAUGCACCAGCCAUGACGCCGAGGUCUGAGGCGCUGGGAACUUCAGUGGCUCCGGUUGUGCCCCCCAAGCCUGACCCACUGGUGCUGCCGGUUGCACCAGCAGUGCCUCCCAAACCCGAGACGGCGCUGACCUCCAAAUCUCAGCCAGUGGCCCCCUAUGUCGCUCCACCUCUGGCUCCUAAACCUGAGCCGGUGGUGCCCUUCCAGCGUGAGGCAACUAUGCCAUGCAUAGCCCCGGUUCUGCCACCCAAACCUGAGCCAACAAUUCCCUCUAUAGCCCCCAUCAUCCCCCCAAAACCAGAACCACCUGUGGGCAUUAUCUUUUCAUCUGCUCCUCCCAAACCGGUGAUGGUCGGCCCUUCAGUCUCCUCCACUCUCCUUUCUAAGCCUGAAGGCACUUUUAUCCCGUCAGCUCCAGCUGUAGCUCCAAAGCCCAAAGCCGUUUUGGUUCCAGUCAUGCCCAGUGUGCUGCCAAAACCAGAAGUGGCUCUGAUCCCCUCCAAGGCUGGGUUGACGGAAACCUUGGAGGUCCCUGGAGAUGAAUUGCCAAUCCCCGCUCCGACCACUGCCAGUUGCUCCUCCAGUGCUGCUGCCCCUGGACGCCGGAUGUUGGUCAGUCAUGCUAGCUGGGGUGGUUCUGAGCCUGGGACCAUGGAAAUGACCGUGAGCCGUGUAGGUGUUUCUUCCUUCUCUCACUCGGGAGCCUCCUCUCCUCACCCCGCUGCUGGAAAUCGCCGCCUCCGCUUGGCCACAAAUAAGCCUUUCAAAACAGUGACCACCACGGGGGCUAAGGUGGGUACAGAGCCAAAGGCCGGCAAAGGGAGCCACAAAGGGGGUACCCCAAAUCGCCUGUCGUGGCCGGAGAGUGAAGUCAAGGGCCGCAUGAAGGUGGCAGUCAAAGGGAGUGGGGAGACUGUCCCCCGAGGAGGGUCCAGGGCAAAGCUGUCCCCUCACAAAAACAAAAGCAAGACUCUGGACAACAGUGACCUCAACCAUGGCCCAGUCAGCUUAGCCUCCUCUGGUUCUUGCUCCUCAGAAGCCGCCGUAGGGCUGAAGAGAGGCCGGGAGGGUGGAAGGGCCUCCACCCGUGACCGAAAAAUGCUCAAGUUCAUCAGUGGCAUCUUCACCAAGAGUCCAGCUUCCACUCCCACUCACCCUGGGCCCGGCUGGAGUCUAAGCCAUAAAGAGCUGCUUAGUGCUGAGCUGGCCAAGGGAGAAUUACCCAAGGCUGUGGCAAAUAGCCAAGAAUGGACUCUUAGCCGUUCUAUUCCUGAGCUACGCUUGGGUGUUCUUGGUACCAUCAAGAGUGGCAAAUCAGCCCUGGUUCACCGCUACUUGACUGGCUCCUACUUGGGCCUUGAACCUGCAGAAGGGGGCCAGUUCAAGAAAGAGGUGGUGGUGGAUGGGCAGAGCCAUCUGUUGUUGAUUCGAGAGGAAGCUGGGCCACCAGAUGCUAAGUUCGCCAAUUGGGCCGAUGCCGUCAUCUUUGUCUUCAGUCUGGAGAAUGAGGCCAGUUUCCAAGAGCUGACUCAGUUCUACGGGCUUCUCACCAACUACCGUGCCGUUUCCGACAUGGCUCUUGCCCUGGUGGGCACUCAGGACAAAAUCAGUGCCAGCAAUCCACGUGUGAUUGAAGAUUCCCGAGCCCGGGCUCUGUGUACAGAAAUGCGCCGUUGCCUCUACUAUGAGACCUGUGCCACUUACGGGCUGAAUGUUGAUCGGGUCUUCAGUGAAGUUGCCCAGAAGAUUGUGAACAUGAAGAAACAGCAGCAGCUCCUCGCCUCCUGCAAAUCUUUGCCCAGCACACCCAGCCAUUCAGCAGUUUCUACACCGGCAAGUAAUGGGGGCCAUACAAGCGACUACUCUUCAUCCCUUCCUUCCACACCCAAUAUCAGUCACCGGGAGCUGCGCAGUGAGGCUUCAGCUAUAAUUGGCACACCCAGCUCCCUGCAGCGAGGGACCAAACGCCGGACCAGCCUGUUCACCAAUCGCAGAGGGAGUGACACAGAGAAGCGGAGCCUGGAUAGCCGAGGUGACAACACAGGCAGUGGGAGAGCUAUACCCAUCAAACAGAGCUUCUUGCUGAAACGAAGUGGCAAUUCUCUGAACAAGGAGUGGAAGAAAAAGUAUGUCACUCUGUCCAGUAACGGUCUUCUCUUCUACCAUCCCAGCAUUAAUGAUUAUAUCCAUGGAACCCACGGGAAAGAAAUGGAUCUCCUUCGUACCACCGUAAAAGUCCCUGGCAAACGCCCACCCAGAGCCAUCUCUGCCUGUGGUGCCUCCUCAAGUAUCAAUGGCCUGGUGAAAGACAUGAGCAGCGUUGGAGUUGGGGACAGCAGUACUAGCCCUAGUCCGGGACUGCUGAAUCCCCCAGUUGACCCAGCAGUCAAGCUCUUAGGCAAACCGGAGCGUUUGCAGCGCUCCGUAUCUUCUUCCAAAGCUGAAGUAUCCAUGGCUGCAGAAGGACUCUCCAGUCCUGGCAGCAGUGGCAAAGAUCCGCCUCCAUCUCCUAUGAUUGACAGGAAGAAACACAGGCGGAAGAAGCUCAGCACACCGUCCAAGACUGAGGGAUCAGCAGGGCAGGCGGAGGCCAAGCGUAAAAUGUGGAAAUUAAAAACCUUUGGUAGUUUAAGAAAUAUUUAUAAAACAGAGGAAGAGAAUUUUGAGUUCAUCAUCGUCUCCAGCACAGGACAGACCUGGCACUUUGAGGCCAACAGCUUCGAGGAGAGAGAUUCCUGGGUCCAAGCCAUCGAGAGCCAGAUCUUGGCCAGCUUGCAGUGCUGUGAAAGUAGCAAGAACAAGGCCCGGAUGGACAGCCAGAGUGAAGCAGUGGCAAUCCAAGCUAUCCGAAAUGCCAAAGGAAAUUCUUUGUGUGUGGAUUGUGGGGCAUUAAACCCAACCUGGGCCAGUCUGAACUUGGGGGCGCUGAUCUGCAUUGAAUGUUCUGGCAUCCACCGGAAUCUGGGCACCCAUCUGUCUCGUGUGCGCUCUCUUGACCUGGAUGACUGGCCCCUGGAGCUCACCUUGGUGCUCACCUCUAUCGGGAAUGAAACGGCCAACAGCGUCUGGGAGAAAUGCACACAGGGGCGCCGGAAACCCACCUGUGAGUCAUCACGUACGUACGGUGCUGACGUUAAGGCCCACGAUGCUGUGGGGCACACCGCGCUGUUCUACGCUCGCCGAGCAGGAAGCCAAGAAUGCAUUGACAUCUUAAUGCAACAUGGUUGCCCAAACGAAGGCUACAGCAGUAUUGCCACGCCAGGCCUGCGCCGGAAAAGCAGCAGUGCCAGCAUGGGAAGGACCGAGGCCCGAACUGCCCUGGUGUAG